This is a messenger RNA of Alosa sapidissima (American shad), 4976 nucleotides long. Its product is annotated as trichohyalin-like. The record is from RefSeq and is a predicted model, not a curated record. Lineage: Eukaryota; Metazoa; Chordata; Actinopteri; Clupeiformes; Clupeidae. The transcript has 6 exons. The coding region runs from base 138 to 3284 and encodes 1048 amino acids.
CAUAAACCCUGACAUUCACAGGAAUCAAACAUCAUUUUUUUGUUCAUCUUCAUUAGUAAUACACUCCAUUUUCAGCUUCAAAUUAAGGUUAUCAGGCUAUCAUUAUUGGGGGCUCAGACUCCCCACAGAGCCAGGAAAUGGCCGACUGGAUACAGUCAACACUGCAGACAGUCCAUGGCCGAUUUCCUGAAGAGCUCCGUCAAUCACUGAAGAAGGGAAGACCAGUUAAUGAACCCUUUUAUCAAAUCUGCACAAAUGAGGAUGCCAGCACUGUUGCUACUUCAAGGGCUGAGAGCUCAAGUACACCGAAAAGAGGCAAAAGGGGUGGUGUGGGCCGAGCACAUGCCUAUACUGUGAAGCCAAAGGCCAUGAACAACAAGCAGGGCAGGCAAAUGGACAGAGAGAGGCAACAACCAAAAGUUCCUUCCAACCUGGAGACAUAUGAUUAUGCCCAGGACCUGCCAGACAGAGGAAGGUUCAAGGUGGCCGACCAUGUAGACAUUCACCUGCAGUACCAAUCUGACAGUGACGAAGAGUCCAUGAACUGCUGGGGAUGCUGGAUCAAACUGAGAACCCUGCUGAGACUCAGAGAGGGAAGGAGGCAGCCAGAGGAGGGCUGGUACAGGAUGGGCAUGAGGGCCCAGGAAGAAUGGGAGCUGCAGAGAAAGAUGGAGGUGGAGAGGCAAAAAGAGCUGCAGAGAAAGAUGGAGGUGGAGAGGCAAAAAGAGGUGAAGAGGCGGCAAGAGGCAGCACAGCUGCUGGAGAUGAGGAGAAAAAGGGAGAAAGAGAUGGAGAAAGAGCUGCAAACACUGAAACAGGUAGUGCUGCAGGAGUGGGCCAAGACAACCAGUCAACAGACCUGGAGACUGACCAAGGAAGAGAUUGAGGAGUUGCAGAGGCUCCGAGAACAGGAGGGAACACUUCAUCUUAAGAUCCAGAGACUGCAAGAUAAGGAGGCCAAGGCUGAGGUGUGGACCUCCUCGGACAGUGAGGACAUGAGUGAGGAUGAGAGAGAGCAGCAGCAGAGACUGAGGGAGAAGGAAAGACAGUCCCGCCUGAAACAACAACAACUGGAGAAAAUGAUGGGCAGCGUAGCUCUGAGCAAGUCCCAAGAGAGUGUUCGCACUACAAGUCUGCCCAACUGGCUUUUCACUAAGCUGAGGAGAGUUCAGGAACAGCAGGACAGGAUACUUUUACAGAUCCAGAAACUGGAGGCCAAGGGGGCCGUGCCAGAGACUCGGAUCAGCAAAGAGAGUGAGGAUGGGAGAGGAGAAAUGGAGAGGCUGAGGCAGAGAGAAAGAUCAUCCCACCUGGAAGAUGGAAAGCUACUGGGAGACAUGCAGCAUCUAGGGAAACCAGUCACAAAGACAGACAAAGAACGGAUGGGGAGAAUCGGCAGCAGUGAGAUCAGCAGAGAAAGGAUAAGCAACUUCUCACUGGAGGGAAGGAGAGAAGUUAUGGCCGAGGCAGACAGAACUGCUCAGCUGGAGAAAGUGAGAGAGAUGGAGAGGCAGAGAGACACUCUGAGAUAUGAAGAGAGGAUGAGAGAGUUGGAGAGACUCAUUGAGAUUGAAAUGCACCAGGAGAGAAUGAGAAAUAUUGAGAGAAUGAGAGAGAUAGAGAGGAAAAAAGAGAGAGAGAUAGAGGAAGAAUGGAUCAGGCUGAGAGAGAAGAAGCAAGAGGAAGAAAAGAAGAAAGAUAAGGAAAGGGAGUGGUAUCAGAGACAGAAGGCACUGGAGACACAAAUUGAAGAGCUAAAGAAGAAGCAUGAGCUAAAGAUGCCGCUUAAAGACAUGGAUAAACACUAUGAGGAAAAAAUGGAAACACAGAGAGAGUUUGAUGAAGAAACCCAACAGUUUGAGGCAAAAAUGUUGGAGAAGCAGCAAUUACUCGAAAAACAGAGAGCAAUGGCUCAGAGAAGAGAGGAAGAACUCUUGGGACGUAUUGAACACUUGGACAAAACUCACAUGAAGGCACUGAGACACACUGAAACAAAAAUGGAAAAAGAAAGACAUAGACCCCUGGAUAUUGGAUCAGAGGAAGAGAGAGACAGACAGGCUGAGGGAACAAAUGGAGUUCCUUCCUGUGAGAAGGAAAUCCGACGAGAACAGAAGAGCCUGCAAGAGCUGAGGGAACAAAUGGAGCAAAACUUUGUGAUGGAGAGAGAGAUGGACAAAAAGAGACAAGAGGAAAGAUGGAGGGAAAAUGAGGAGAAAAAACAGAAGGAAUGGGAGGAGAAGAACAGAGAGCUGGAGAGAAAGCUAGAGGCCAAUCAGGAGAUGUUGAAACUGAGAGAAGAAGAGCACAGCAAAAAUAAAGUGAUGGAAAUGGAACGGCAGAGAGAGACUGGGAGGGAUGAAAGAAGAGCAACAGCGGUGGAGACACACAGAACAACAGAACUGGAGAAAGGGAUCGACAAAGGUAAAGAAUGGAUGAGAGAAAUCAAGCAAAAGCUGGAGAAACAGACAGAUACAGAGAGAGAUUUGCAAGAGGGAGAAAAUAAUCCAGAGAAAAGACAAGUGAGGAAGACGGAAAUUGAAAAUGAAGAAAAAACAUCAAAUGAGCAGAGGAAACCAACCAUUGAAGGGAUGGACUGGCUGAGUGACAUGAGGCAAAAAGCAGACAAAAACAAAGAUGUCACCCAGCAAGAGGAACAGAUAUUUCUGCAGGAUACCUCAACAGGAAGAACAGAAGACUCUGAGGUAAAACCAAUGGCAAAAAAUGACAUUUUAACCCAAGGGAUGGACUGGCUGGGAGACAUCAGACAAAAACAGGAGAAACUGGUGGAUUCAGGAAGUGAAAUAACGAUCAAGGAAGAAAGAAAACAAAGAAGAACAAGUAGAAGAACACUCACAGAGGGAAAGGCAGAAACUGAGCGACAACACGAGGAACUGGAGGAUGACUGGCUUGGAGAUGUGGGCCGUCAGAAAGGUGAGGACAAAUGGAGUGAGAUCAGGAGGAAACAUCAACAAAGCAGAGAGCAGAGUAGACAGGAGCUGGAGAAGCAAACUGAACCAAAUAAAAGCACUGUGGUGAGAGCAGGAGGACGACGUGCGGCACAAACAGAUGCUGAAGAACAAAGACUGACUGAGGUGAAUAAAGCGGAAAUAAAAGAGGUAAAGAACGUUGGAGAUGAGGGAAUGGACUGGUUCGAUAAAUUAAAACAGAAAAAGGAGAAAGGAAGGAGAGAGAAUUUGGAAGAAGAACAGCGAGUUAUAGGUGAAGAACUAUUCAUUCAGAAGAAACGUAUCCAUGUCAAGAAAAACAAGAGAGAAAGAGAUUGAGAGAGAGAAGUGGAACAACAGCACGUGAAAGGAAAAUCAGAUGACAGGCUUAGAAAUAUUGACAAAAAUGUUGAAACAGAGAGAGUGAUGGAUCAAAACAAAAGUGAGGAGAGGAGUGAAUGUAGACAAAAUCGUCAGAGGAAGUUUGAGGUAUCACAAGAACUUGAAAAGCAGCAGAGGCAGGAGGCAGAGAUGCAAGUGACUAAAGAACCAGAGCUGGUGAGACACACAGAGGCAGAAUGCAAAGCCACAGAGAGAGAGCUGUGUGAGAAAAAGGCACCGUGCAUCAAAGAACACACAGAGACUCAGAGACAGAGCCAGGCAGAAAAGCAGAAAGAGAGGGAAGAGCAGCUUGAAAUGGAAAAGCAACAAGAACUGUUGCAACAAACAGAGAUGGAGAGAGAGAAAGAGAUUGCAAGGCAGAAAGAGAAAGACAGAGAGAGGCAAAUAGAAAAGCAGCUUGGAAUGGAAAAGCAAAAAGAAAUUGAAAGACAAAAGGAGAUGGAGAGAGAGAAAGAGAUUGCAAGGCAGAAAGAGAUACACAGACAGAAUAAUAUGGACCUGGACCAACAAAAGAUGGCGGUAAAGACCCUAUUCCCAGAAAAUGGUAAACUUGUGGAGUUCACUAGGCAGAGAUCUGAAUGCCAAAACCCAAUGGAUAAAGGAGCAAUCCCGUACCCUGCAAAGGUGAGAAGACCACUGUAUCAGCCUGUCGUCCAGCCUACUACAAUUAAUCGAAAGCCAAAGUCCCGCCGUGGGAAGUCAAACAAUCUUGAACGGUCACCUAAGGCUCUGCCUGUUACUGAGCCAACACCUACAGAAUACCCAAAACCGACCUGUCAGGUAGAAGAUGCCAAGCAGGACGAAAAUACUUUCAUGCUAUCAGCAUUUGCCACAGUGAGUGAGAGGGUGGAACAAAUCUCAGAAACAAGUGAAACUGCAGGUCAGUUGGCACAGGUUGAGGAGGACAAUGAAGCUCAAGUUUCCACAGAAGAUACGCUAUCCCUGGGAAGCUGGGGUCAGUCGAGUCACACAUCAGAUGUGAGGGAUGAGGAGGAGCAGGCUGAAAACGCUUCCCUGAAAGCGCUUAACUCAGCUGAUGAGAUUAAUGCAGAGACUAAACAGAAGGACAAGAGUGUGAGGAGGAGAAUGGUGGGGUGGGUUAAUAAAAGAGUCAAAACCUACUACCAGACAAAAAUGGGUAGGACACAUGAGAGAGAAGAGAAGGAGGGAGACGACAACUUCUAUGCAUGGUAUCUAGAUGCACCCAUUUCCAGAGCAGAGAGGGAGAGGCAAAAGAGAGAGGAAGGAGGAAGGUCAGAGGAGAAAUGGCAGCAGAAGGAAGAGUCCUGGAAAAAGUGGGAGGCUAAACGGGCUGAGAAAAAGCAGAAGGAGAGGGCUGAAAAGCAAGAAAAACUGGAGCGGAAGAAGGCUAAAAAACAAGCAUACCAGCAGCAAAAGAAGGACAUAUACGAAAGUAUGCGACAACGACGCGAACAAAAAUUGCAACGAGAGGCUACCAGGUCUCGUAACCAGUGAGCAGUUUAGAAAAUCUCGCCCUCAAAAAGGAUGGACGGCUUUCUGAUGCGACAACAACUAUUUUUUCAGCGAUUUUAUUUUUUCUUUCAUUCAUAUUCAUUCAUGGUCAUUGAAUAAAAUAUAUUGCAAGCAAUGGGAUAUUUCUCAUCUAUA